CUGGCGGAUCUGCAUCUUCCUCCUCCUCUUCCCUAUUCUGAUUCGAGUCACAGGGAUCUGGUGCUUAUGCUUCCAAAUUGAAGCUGGCCUCAAGCCAGGUGACCUUUUCUUUUGAUCCUUUCAAGCAGGCAUCUCCUUCUGUGUGAUCUGCCAGCAAGACCAGCACCAUGUGGGUGACCCAACUUCUGCCAAUACUGGUGCUACAUCAGGUCCUUCAACAUCUCCUUCUUCUUCCCAUCACCAUUUCCUUUGCAGAGGGCCAGAGGAAAAGAAACACCCUACAUGAAUUCAAAAAGUCUGCAAAGACUACCCUAAUCAGACUAGACUCAUCACUGAAUAUUAAAACCAAAAGGCUGAACACAACGGACAAAUGCGCCAAGAGAUGUAUUAGGAAUAAAGGUCUUCCAUUCACUUGCAAGGCCUUUGCUUUUGACAAAGCAAAAAAACGAUGUCAUUGGUUCCCUUUCAAUAGCAUGUCAAAUGGAGUGAGAAAGAAGCAUGACCAUGAAUUUGAUCUCUAUGAAAACAAAGACUACAUUAGGAACUGUAUCAUUGGUAAAGGGGGAAGCUACAAGGGAACCAUAUCUGUAACUAAAAGUGGUAUCAAAUGUCAGCCAUGGAAUUCAAUGAUACCACAUGAACACGGCUUUUUGCCUUCGAGCUAUCGGGGGAAAGACCUACAGGAAAAUUACUGUCGAAAUCCUCGAGGGGAAGAAGGGGGACCUUGGUGUUUCACAAGCAAUCCAGAGGUACGCCAUGAAGUCUGUGACAUUCCUCAGUGUUCAGAAGUUGAAUGUAUGACUUGCAAUGGGGAAAGUUACCGAGGUCCCAUGGAUCAUACUGAAUCAGGCAAGAUAUGUCAGCGCUAUCAUCAGACACCACACCGACACAAAUUCUUGCCAGAGAGAUAUCCUGACAAGGGCUUUGAUGAUAAUUAUUGCCGCAAUCCUGAUGGCAAGCCGAGGCCAUGGUGCUAUACUCUUGACCCUGACACCCCUUGGGAGUACUGUGCAAUUAAAACAUGUGCUCAUAGUACUAUGAAUAACAGUGAUAUUCCUAUGGAAACAACCCACUGUGUCAGAGGUCAAGGAGAAGGUUAUCGAGGUACUGUGAACACAAUAUGGAAUGGAAUUCCAUGCCAGCACUGGGACUCCCAAUAUCCUCAUCAGCAUGAUAUAACUCCUGAGAACUUCAAGUGCAAAGACCUUCGAGAAAAUUAUUGUCGAAAUCCAGACGGGGCUGAAUCACCCUGGUGUUUUACAACAGACCCAAACAUUCGGAUUGGUUAUUGUUCCCAGAUUCCAAAGUGUGAUGUUUCAAGUCAACAAGACUGUUAUCGUGGAAAUGGAAAGAAUUACAUGGGAAAUUUAUCCAAAACAAGAUCUGGGAUGACUUGUUCCAUGUGGGACAAGAAUAUGGAAGACUUACACAGGCAUACUUUCUGGGAACCAGAUGCUAGUAAACUAAAUAAGAAUUACUGCCGUAAUCCUGAUGAUGAUGCCCAUGGGCCCUGGUGUUACACAGGCAAUCCACUAGUUCCUUGGGAUUACUGCCCAAUCUCUCGCUGUGAAGGUGAUACUACACCUACGAUAGUCAAUUUAGACCAUCCUGUCAUUUCCUGUGCAAAAACAAAACAGUUACGAGUAGUAAAUGGAAUUCCAACACAAACAAAUGUGGGCUGGAUGGUUAGUUUGAAAUACAGAAACAGGCAUAUCUGUGGAGGUUCAUUAAUAAAAGAAAGUUGGAUUUUAACUGCAAGACAAUGUUUCCCUUCUCGAACUAAGGAUUUGAAAGACUAUGAAGCUUGGCUUGGAAUUCAUGAUGUCCAUGGAAGAGGAGAAGAAAAACACAGACAAGUUCUAAAUAUCUCUCAAUUAGUAUAUGGACCUGAAGGAUCAGACCUAGUUUUACUAAAGCUUGCAAGGCCUGCAGUACUGGAUGACUUUGUUAGUACAAUUGAUUUACCUAAUUAUGGCUGCACAAUUCCUGAAAAGACUACUUGUAGUGUAUAUGGAUGGGGAUACACUGGAUUAAUCAACUUUGAUGGUCUCCUUCGUGUAGCACACUUGUUUAUCAUGGGAAAUGAGAAAUGUAGUCAUUAUCACCAAGGAAAGAUUACUCUGAAUGAGUCUGAAAUCUGUGCUGGGACUGAAAAAAUAGGAACAGGACCAUGUGAGGGAGAUUACGGUGGCCCACUGGUUUGUGAACAACAUAAAAUGAGAAUGGUCAUUGGUGUUAUUGUGCCUGGUCGUGGAUGUGCCAUUCCAAACCGCCCUGGAAUUUUUGUUCGAGUAGCUUAUUAUGCAAAGUGGAUUCACAAAAUUAUAUUGACAUACAAAGUACCUCAGUCAUAGCUGAAAGAAGUAUGGCUGAAGUCCCCACCACUAUAGCUCCUCUUACAGAGCGCAUGAAACUAAAAUAUCACAUAUAAAAAUCUUAAACAAAACAAAACAAAAUACCACCUACUUGAUUGUCAAGUUUAUUAAGAUACUCAUUGAUAUUUAUGAGUGUUUUUUAUCAUUCUGUCUGUCAGUGUUACUUUGUAAAUGUUGAAGUGAAUUAAGGUAUAUGCAAGUAUAGUAACAUAUCUCCUGAAGAUACUUGAAUGGGUUAAAAAAAAAUUUAAGUUACUAUUGGUAGAUGAUAAAAGGUUUUUUUAAGGAUCAGCUAAAUUUAAUAUGCCACCUUCCAAGCUUAGUACCUUAAUAAUAAACCAUAAUUUAAAAAUAUUAUCUCAAACUCAUCACCAUUAUAUAUUAUCCUCUGUCUUUAAUCAGUUCCUUUAAAUUAAAUUACAUUCCAUUGUGUCAUUUAAGAUAACCAUUCUCAUUUAUUUUUUUCAUUCCAUACCCUCUAACACCCUUAUGUGUGCAUGUGCAUAUACAUGCUCACACACCCCCACACCCACACCCACACACAGAGUCAUGGCAUGUGCUUUAUGAUAGCCAUCAUUUUGGAACCAUGUAAUUCUGGUCUCUUGUCAGGCAGUAUAGCAGGAUCUGAAGGCUAGAGAAGGAAUACAGAAAAGUUCCAGAAAUAAAAGAAAUUAACUUAGCUUUUGUUCAAAUAAUGCAGUGUGAUGCCGCUACCAAAAGUUGAUUGGUAUCCUUGCAACCAUAACCUACUGAAGAUUAAGAAGCCCUAUUCUAGGCAUUUGCAAACUCCUAGUAUGUUAGGUGCUUUGUUAGUGCUUUUUGUUUCUUUUCACAAAGGGAGGGUAGAAGGGACAUCCAUAUAAUCUUUCCCUACUAAAUUUAUGCCCAUUUAUUUAUGCAAAUUAUUCAUAUCUCUUUACCUAAAGAAUCUUUCAGAUUCUACGUAGGUAUAUAAGAGGGAAAAAGUUAUUAUUUCUUUCACUAAAAAGAAACUCUAAAUAAAUCAUUCCUUUUCUUACAUUUAAGCAAUAAAACAAGUGUCAGAUGAGUUAUAGUGUCAGAUGAAUAACAAGAUUACCUGAAGAACAAUAAUGGAAAUGAUUUGAUUGGUAUUGAAAAAUAUUAUUUUCAUCAUGUAACUCAAUUUUACAAGUCACCACACAAUAUGGACUUAUUGAAAUUGGAUGGCAAAUCCCUCUCCUGAUCCAAUACGCUUUGGGGGAUGAAGAGAUAGAUUUUAAGGCAGAAGGCCUUCGUUCAAAUUCUGUUUCUGCCAUUUAUAAAAUGUGUGUUAAGGGUGACGCUCUUAAUCUCUCUGGGUUUCAGUGCCUGAUUUGUAAGAUAAUAGAGUUGGAUAAGCUGACCUCUUUGUCCUUCCUAGCUCUAAGACUAUGAUCCUAUAACAAAAUUAUACAGAAAGCCACCUUUAAUGAAACAGGAUCAAUAUAUUACAGCAUUGAAUUGCUUACUUUGAAGUGAUCUAUUCAAAAAUUACAAGAGGUUUUUGGUUUUGUUUUUGUUUGUUUUUUGGCAGGGCAAUGAGGGUUAAGUGACCUGCCCAGGGUCACACAGCUAGUAAGUGUAAAGUGUCUGAGGUCGGAUUUGAACUUAGGUGCUCCUGAAUCCAGGGAUGGUGCUUUAUCCACUGCACACUUAGGUGCCCUACAAGAGGUUUUUGAUGAACAUUUUUGUUAGUUUUUAAUAAAGACCAAUGAGGUAUUUUGACCUGGAUGUUCAUUUAUAAAUUUUGCUUAGAAACUCAGCAUCUGAGUUCUGUCUUAUUGAUUGCAGUAUAUUCUGUUAAUGAGCAAUGUGGCAAAUUUCUCUCAAAAAACCAAAUAAUCCUUCAGAAUUUGAGAUCAUAGGGAGCUAUACUAAUUUGCUCAUUUGGUUCUGGCAAACUAUAGUCCCUAUGAAAUUUUACUGCACUCUGUGUGUGUGUGUGUGUGUGUGUGUGUGUGUGUGUGUGUGCGCGCGUGUGCGGUAUGUGUGUCUGUCUAUGUCUCUCUCUCUCUCUCUCUCUCUCUCUCUCUCUUAAAACCUUGAACCACAACUAGAUUAUAGAUAGUUUUUGCAAUUUUAAAUCUUUAACUUAACCUUAUUUGAAACUAUUGGGGCAGCUAGAUGGUGCAGUGAGUAAAGCACUGGCCCUGGUAUCAGGAGGACCUGAGUACAAAUUUCACCUUAGAUACUUACUAGCUAUGUGACCCUGGGCAAGUCACUUAACCACAAUUGCCUUAAACAUUCAGGGUUAUCUCCAGUCAUCCUGACCCAUCCUGGACCCAGAUGGUUUUGGAGGAGACUGAGGUUGGUGACCUUACACCGCCGUUCCUCAUUCCUUCUAAUUCAGUGGAAGUCAUGACAUCACCCCAAUGUCAUGGUCCUUUUUGAGAAUGAAGGACAAACAACUUUGAAAUGAUAUUGAAAUGUUUGGGAUAGGACUGAGAAAGAAAGAAAGAAAACUGGUUGUUUGAUAACCCAUUCAGCAAAGGAUGCUAGAACCCAGAGAGAUAUGCUAGUUGAGAUCCUUCAAGAUAAGAACCAGCAGAUUUAGUACUUGUCAAUGAUUUAUCUGUAAAGCAGGAUGAAUCCAUCCCAAAUCUCUUGGUUUGGCUUCAUUCACUUUUCCUGAUCGCCAUUUUAGUCAGGCAAAGUGGAGUGUGUGGGAAAGAAUACAUAAUAUAUGCUUAAAUGCAUUUCAUUUAGAUAGUCAUGGCCUCGGUAUCAUCUGUAGCUCACAUAUUAAAAAUAUUUUUAUAAAUUAUACAAUAACUAGAUAUUUUAAAAAUCCUUUCCCCUAUAUUUAGGAAAAACCCCCAAACAUUUCACUGUCAAUUAUUAUACAUUCCCAUGAAUGGGAAGAAUAGAUGGGUAAAGCAGAUGUACCUUGAGACACGACACAACUCUAUAUCUCUUUAAAAAUCUGUAUUCUUUAUUCUUAAAACUGACCUCCCCCCAACAAAAAUUGGAAUUAUUUGCUCCCUCAGUCUAAUUCUUAGAAAACUUCCAUUUGUUUUUUGUUUUUGUUUGUUGGACAAUGAGGUUUAAGUGAUUUGCUCAGGGUCACACAGCUAGUAAGUAUAAAGUGUCUGUGGCUGGAUUUGAACUCAGGUCCUCCUGAAUCCAAGGCUGGUGCUGUAUCCACUGUGCCACCUAGCUGUCCCCACUUCCAUUUGGUUUAAAGUAAACUCUGGAAGGUAUAAUAGGAAGAGAGAGAGAUUAUGAUAAUGUGUAAUCACAUUGACAGUUUGAUAGUUUUGGGUAAAAUACAUAAAAAUCUAUUUUGAUUAAUAUUCUUUAUCUUGAAUAAAGCAAAACACUAAAAAUGUAUAUAUCUUCCUUGCAACUCUAAGACUUUUGGGGGAAAACCAAAUGAACAGUUAAUUAGGAUGAAACUAUUUUGAGCUAUCAAGAAAGAUUAAAAGAAUCUUUAUCAAGAAUAGAUGAAAAGGUUGCAAUCGAUUUCUGUUUUGAAAAUUUUUUAAAGUGGAUAUUUCCUAGAUAUAUUUGUAGGUAUUCUGUUCUUCUGAGAAUAAUGAUAAAAAACUAAAAUAUGUUAUUAUCCCUCUGCUGGGCAGAAGGCAUACAACCUUUUAUAUACUUUUAUUGGGGGGAGGUGUUAUUAUAUGAUGUGUAGGGUUUUUUUUUACCUGUUUUCUGUGGCAGUGCCUCAGUAAAAUGGUUUAUAUGGAGUCAAAUCUCUAUAACAGGCUAGGGCUUGCUAUCCAAGUGUUCAAGUGAUUUCAAGAUAGAAGGAGGAACAUGAGACACUGGAGGGCAAGAAAAGAGAUGAAUAAUGAUGUGAUAGCAAAGUUGUAUUUCACUUAUUCCUGUGAAUAUUUCCUGUUGGUACCAAUGGUACUGUACAAAGUGAAUGUUAUAGCCACAGCUUUUUCUUUAAAAGGAACACUGUCAAGAAAUGAAAACAUUUUAUCUGUUAAAAAUUAGGUCUGCAUCCAGCACUUUCCUAAUAUUUCUGUGCAAUUUACUUUUAGAGAAUCAUUAUAUUCAUGAUGAAUAAAUGAUGUAUCAGAGAGAAUACGUGAUACUAUAAUAAUAUACAACCUAUGAUAGGAUGCAGCUAAAAAAAAAUCCUUCUGCAGGUCUCUGUAUUUUGUGAAGGUAGCCAUUUUGAAGAUAAAUUAAUUAUUCAGUAUAUCUUGUAAAUAAGCUUAUUUGAGAAAAGGGGAGUUUCAUUUCAAAGAAACAAUUCUUGUGCCUUUGUAUAUAUUUCCAUGAGAAAGUCCAAAACCAAAGUCAAUUUUCAGUCUUUUAAAAUGGGUAUAACUCUUGGAAUUUCAAGAAGGAAAUAUAAGCCAUGGGAAACCUUUUGGACAUUAGAACUAAGCUUUGACAGUGUGCCUUUUAAAUAGGCUUAUUUACAUUUGCACAGAAAGUGUUUGUCUUUGGGAACCCGUAAGUGGAAUACUGUGGAUGUUAUGACCAUUUGUCUUGUAUGUAAAUAGGAAAAUAAUAAUGCUGCCUAUUGAAUGGGUGUAGCUAGAAGCUUACCCAAACAAGGGAACACUGUGGUUAUAACUUGUAUUAUAAAUUUUCUGUAAUUAAUGGCAUCAUUAUUAGUUAAUAAAGUUAUUUUUGUA
Messenger RNA from Dromiciops gliroides (monito del monte), 6976 nucleotides. RefSeq names its product hepatocyte growth factor (gene HGF). Gene Ontology annotation, molecular function: serine-type endopeptidase activity. Gene Ontology annotation, biological process: proteolysis. The record is from RefSeq and is a predicted model, not a curated record. Lineage: Eukaryota; Metazoa; Chordata; Mammalia; Microbiotheria; Microbiotheriidae.